GCUGUUUGAAAUUAUCUAGGUGGUGGUGCUGGCUCUGAUGACUGUGGAGCUGUUUGGCAUGAUGGGUCUGAUUGGGAUAAAACUAAGUGCAGUGCCUGUGGUUAUCCUGAUUGCUUCGGUUGGAAUUGGUGUGGAAUUCACUGUUCACGUUGCUUUGGCGUUUUUAACUGCCAUAGGAGAUAAGAACCGUAGGGCUGUCCUUGCAUUGGAACAUAUGUUUGCACCAGUGUUGGAUGGAGCUGUGUCCACUCUUCUUGGAGUAUUAAUGCUUGCAGGAUCAGAGUUUGAUUUUAUUGUCAGGUAUUUCUUUGCUGUUUUGGCAAUCUUAACCAUUCUGGGAGUUCUCAAUGGAUUGGUGCUGCUUCCUGUUCUUCUUUCAUUCUUUGGACCAUACCCUGAGGUCAGUAAAACUAACAGUGAACAAAAGAAAUAAUAGUAUUGUCUUCGCACCCACACCUUCCAGAUCCCCUCCUCUUUUCUAGAAACAUUUUAAUUUUUAUA
This is a messenger RNA of Meleagris gallopavo (turkey), 501 nucleotides long. The record is from RefSeq and is a predicted model, not a curated record. Lineage: Eukaryota; Metazoa; Chordata; Aves; Galliformes; Phasianidae.